This is a messenger RNA of Serinus canaria (Common canary), 4027 nucleotides long. RefSeq names its product von Willebrand factor A domain containing 2 (gene VWA2). Gene Ontology annotation, cellular component: basement membrane. The coding region runs from base 276 to 2720 and encodes 814 amino acids. Gene Ontology annotation, molecular function: calcium ion binding. The record is from RefSeq and is a predicted model, not a curated record. NCBI's taxonomy places the organism in Eukaryota, Metazoa, Chordata, Aves, Passeriformes, Fringillidae. Gene Ontology annotation, biological process: calcium-independent cell-matrix adhesion. The transcript is spliced from 15 exons.
CUGACAGUUUUGGCUGUCCGGAGCCUAUCGGAGGAGCGGAUACACCAAUGUUCCUCCUAAAUGUAACCUACAGCAAUGUGGGUGUUCCUGGCGUUGUUUCCCCACCCCGGCCAGUUCGUAGUUAUAGGUUCAAGCUGUGGGGGAUGUGGAGGAGAAGCUGUCAGAGCUGAGCACGGUGUAAAUUGGGGAGAAGGCUGCUCAUAAGCCCUGCAGGUGCACCGGGGCGCGCAGUCUGCCGAGAAAAGGGCAGGAGUUACUUUUGCCCCCCAGACAGAAUGUUUCUGAGCUCAUCCCCUAAGACACCCAGGAAGAAGAUGAUCAGCUGCAGAUUUGUCACCAUGAAAUUCUUGGCAUUUGAGUCCAUCUGCAUUUUCCUGCUUUCCCAAGCUUUGCUGGCAUUGGGUAUACAACAAAUCCAUGUUGGCCAGGAGAUGAUUGGCAAGAUCUCAGCUGCUGGCCAGUUGAUGCAGUGCUCUGCCUCAUUAGAUGUCCUUUUCCUCCUGGAUGGCUCCUACAGCAUAGGUAAAGGAAGCUUUGAAAGGUCCAAGCACUUUGCAAGCAAGCUCUGUGAUGCCUUGGACAUCCAUCCAGACAGAGUCCGUGUGGGAAUGAUACAGUUUAGCUCAACUCCCCACCUUGAAUUCCCACUGGAUUCUUAUCUCACCAAACAAGAAGUGAAAGAGAGAAUCAAGAGGACUGUGUUCAGAGGUGGGAGCACAGAGACAGGUCAGGCUCUGAAGUACAUUCUCCACAAGGGUUUCCCUGGUGGCAGAAACUCAAGUGUCCCUGAAGUCCUGAUCAUCAUUUCAGAUGGAAAGUCCCAGGGCAGCACUGCAAUGCCUGCAAUGCAGGUGAAGGAGAGACACAUCACAGUUUUUGCUGUGGGAAUCAAGUUUCCAAGGUGGGAGGAGCUGCAGGUGCUGGCCAGCGAGCCCUCUGAGCGGCACCUGCUCUUUGCUGGAGAUGCUGAGGAUGCUGCCAACGGCCUGUACAGCACCUUGAGUGACCCUGUCUGCACUGCCACCGCUCCAGGCUGCAAAGUUGAGUCCCACCCGUGUGAGCGCAGGACCCUGGAGACUGUGAAAGAGCUGGCUGGCAACUAUGUGUGUUGGAAAGGCUCAAAGCAGCCCAAUGCAGUGCAGGCUUCACUGUGCCCUUUCACCAGGUGGAAGCGAGUCUUGAUAAAACACCCAUCCAGAUGCUUCCGAACUGUAUGUCCAGACCCUUGUGACUCCCAGCCAUGCCAGAAUGGUGGCACGUGUGUCCCAGAGGGACUGGACAGAUACCACUGCCUCUGCCUGCUGGGCUAUGGAGGAGACAUCCACUGUGCAGCAAAGCUGAGCCUCGAGUGCAGCGUGGAUCUCCUUUUCCUGAUGGACAGCUCAGCAGGGGUCACACUGGAAGGGUUCCUGCGCUUCAAGGCCUUCCUCAAGAGAUUCCUCCAAGCCAUGGUGGGCCAGGACUCGCCAAUGAGCGUGGGGGUGGCCCAGUAUGAUGACAGUGUCAAGGUACCCAUUGAACUGGGCCAGCACAAGGACGCUCUCAGUCUCAUGGAGAGUAUUGACGCCUUGGAUUUCAGUGGAGGGAGAACCCUGACAGGCAGAGCCCUGCAGUAUGUGGCACAGCACGGUUUUAGGAGUGCCCCAGUCUUUGCAGAUGUGCAGGAUGAUCUCCCACGUGUGGUUGUCCUGCUCACUGACUCCAAGUCCCAGGAUUCGGUGGCAGAAGCUGCUAAGUAUGCAAAGGACCAAAAUAUCUUCUUGAUUGGCAUAGGCAGCAGCUUCAUGAGAGCAGAGCUGACCAUGGUGACUGGCAAUCCACAGCAGACCAUUGUCUACUCAGACCCUCAGGACCUCUUCAACAGGAUGCCAGAGCUGCAGAGAAAAAUCUGCAGUGUGGGCAAUCCCGAAGGCUGCCAGGCCCAGUCUCUUGAUUUGGCCUUUGCUGUGGAUGCCUCGUCCGGAGUUGGCCUGGAGAACUUUCUGCGUCUGAGGCACUUUGUCAGGAGCAGCUGCUUGCACUUCAUCAUCAACAGGGACGUCACCCAGAUUGCCCUGGUGACCUAUGGCAGCAAAGCUCACACUGUGUUUGCCUUGGACACCCACACAAGCAGCUCUGCUCUCCUCCAGGCCAUCGACCAGGUGCCCUUCCUUGGGCACUCAGCCUCUGCUGGCAGUGCCUUGCAGCAUGUUCACAGUGACAUAAUGACCGUGCAGAAGGGAGCAAGACCUGGUGUCAACAAGGUGGUGGUGCUGCUCUCCAACGGAGGGGGCAUGCAGGAUGCAGCUGCCCCAGCUCAGCAGCUGAGGCACGAUGGCAUCUUGGUGUUUGUGGUUGUCAUUGGGGACGCAGAGAGGGACACGCUGCUGAGGGUUGCUGGGUCCCCCAACUACCUGGUCCACCUCUCCUCCUAUGAAGAUCUGCAGUAUUACCAAGGCCUUAUCAUCGAGAGGAUCUGUGAAGAAGCGAGAAGCCCUGUGAACCUGUGCAAGCCCAACCCCUGCAUGAACCAGGGCGUGUGCAUCCUCGGGCCGGGGAGCUACCGCUGCCAGUGCCACGGCUGGGAGGGACCCCACUGCGAGAGCAGAGUUCUCCGGGGUGACUCUCCAAGACCUCCAGCCUUUCCUCCACGUUCCCAUGGGCAGUGGAGUCCAAGGGGUUUGCAGCACUUCUCCAGAGCCCUCCAGCACAGCAAAAGGCACGUGGAUCAGAGGCAUUGACACAGGUGUGCUGAGUGCUCCAGCUCUCCAUCCAGGAACGCUUCCUGCCACUCACAGGCACUUGGCAAUGAUGGAAUUGCUCCAGCACAGGCACAGGCCAUUCCCAAUUCCUGCAUUGCACAAACUGGGCUUCCCAGCCCUCUCUUUCUUUUAUAAUUGAAGUAAAUAUUUGUGUUUAAGUAUUUCCUUCUGGCAUUUUGCAUUUCCUCAUCCCGGUCUUAAGGUCGUGAUUGUUUUGGGGGGUUUUUUAACAGAUUUUGAGAGAUCUGUGAGUUAGUCUAAAAAUAGGCAGAAGUCUGAGCAAUUCUGGGGCUCUUGCUGAAGGGGUAUAACACAGAUGAUGCACUUGCAGCCAGCUGCUGGAGUGAAUAGCUCAUUACAUGCAGGAAGACAGAGGAAGAGGAAGGAGAACUGAUUACAAGUCUUUAUUCUGUUUCUGUUUAGGUUGUUCAUGCUGCUUUCUUUGAAUUUAUUGAGCUGUGAUGGUUUCUGUCUCCAAAGACAGUUUGGGCAAAUGCCUGCAUCCUUUGGAGCAUCAGCCUCACCUCAUCACUAGAUCAAUUUGCCCCCAAACCUGUAAAAUUUACAGAACUGCUCCCCCAAAGUGCGUGGUUCCCAGUGUUGGGUUGUUGUCUGCUAACUUUCCCAUGGUGUCUGUCACCUCAGGAGAGCACAACCAGGUCUGCAGAGAGCCAAGGCAGAGACAUUAACUGUGGCUGCCAGUGCUCACGAGAAUAGAGUCUAUUGUUCCCAGCAGAAGAAAAAUCCCUUCACCCAGAUGUCCUGGCCCCGUGUUUGAAUAGUAACAUUAGAUGGACAAAGAGAGGCACAAAUUGCUCAGCAGGUUUGUUGUCAAAAGAAGAAUGGUCUGAGAGCACUCUCAGGGAUGAAAGCUGGCACUGAGACAGGGGGAGCACUGUCCUGCCUAGUGGGAGAGACCAGGCUGGGAGGAAGAGGAAAUUCUGCUUUCUUUUCACUGUCACUUUGGUAGAUUGUCUGUGUCCUAAGGCACAGCAGAACAGAGGCUUAGUUGAAGGGCUGACAUUUGGGAUACAAAGGGAAACGAAUCUAUUAAUGUUUCUUAGGCAUGGCUGUAGCUCAGCAUUGCCUCUGCUGUCAACCUGUCAGUCUUCUCUUCAUGUGGGGAGGAUGGGCUUGGCCAGGCUCACACCUGGUUCAUGGUGCCUUUGGAGCUGGCUGGAUUCCAGACAAACUGCUCUCAAAAGCAGAGUGCAUCCUAUUUGUGUGAUGCAAAAUCUCUUCUCACCCUGCUGCCCUGCUGGCUUUACAGCUCCCUGGGGGUUUCU